CGCAUCAGAGCCAGACUGUUGUCAAGAGAAACGUUGCUAAUCUCCACACACGGCUUGUAGCUUCAAAGUGAAGCUAAGUUUGGGUUUAUCUUUGUCUGGCAGUAUUGUCUCUGCGACAGUACGAAAAUGUUUGGGUAUAUCUGGCAGUACGUCUACACAUCCUUUCUGAGAUACUGGCUGAAGUGGCUCGUCAGACAGGUGACAGGGAAAUGUGAACUACAGAGAAUAUGCUCUGGAUACAAGCAAGGGGCAACAAGGACAACAAAAGCAGAAUACUCCAUUCGGUCAUCUAAGAACAAGAUUUUAAGAGGAGCUUUGGAAACCAGCAAGGAUAAAUUAGAACAACGUGUGGAUCAAAUUAUGAAAGAGAAGAAUGUCAAGCCCCAGAAAGAUCCCCUGUUCAAGGAGAGCCUGCACGUCUGUCUGCUACAAAUAACAGGAUACAGCAGUCUGUAUAUAACUGUGGAAGACUUGAGGAAGGAAGUCUUCAGCUCGGAGAACGCAGAACAUGAGGCCAUGCUUUUGAAGCUGUGGGACCUGUUGAUGCCAACAGUCAAACUGGAAUCGAGGAUAACCAAACAGUGGGGCGAUAUUGGAUUCCAAGGGGAUGACCCCAAGACUGACUUCAGAGGGAUGGGCUUGCUGGGACUAAUCAACCUUGUUUUCUUCAGUGAAAACUACACAGAAGAGGCUCGUCAGGUGUUGUCACAUGCAAACCAUCCUAAACUGGGGUAUUCAUAUGCCAUAGUUGGGAUCAACUUGACAGAGAUGGCCUACAGCCUCCUGAAGAGUGGUGCUUUGAAACCACAUCUCUACAAUGCAGUCCAGAGCACUCCUGAGCUCCAGCACUUUCAUCAGCUGUACUGUUACCUGGCGUAUGAAUUUGAUAAGUUCUGGGUGGCAGAGGAACCAGAGAGCAUCAUGCAGUUCAAUCAGUACAGAGAAAAAUUCCAUAAUAUAGUCCAGACACAUCUACAGGACCCUGAUGUGUCCCUCACAUUGACUGUCCGUUCUAAAAACUAACAUAAAUAAAGGAUGAUAAAGGAUUAA
Messenger RNA from Seriola dumerili (greater amberjack), 1050 nucleotides. It is a transcript of the gene elmod2, whose product is annotated as ELMO domain containing 2. The coding region runs from base 127 to 1023 and encodes 298 amino acids. Gene Ontology annotation, molecular function: GTPase activator activity. The transcript is spliced from 9 exons. Gene Ontology annotation, cellular component: membrane. NCBI's taxonomy places the organism in Eukaryota, Metazoa, Chordata, Actinopteri, Carangiformes, Carangidae. The record is from RefSeq and is a predicted model, not a curated record.